Ananas comosus (pineapple) is the source of this 1021-nucleotide messenger RNA. Its product is annotated as probable NADH dehydrogenase [ubiquinone] 1 alpha subcomplex subunit 5, mitochondrial. Lineage: Eukaryota; Viridiplantae; Streptophyta; Magnoliopsida; Poales; Bromeliaceae. The record is from RefSeq and is a predicted model, not a curated record. The transcript has 2 exons. Gene Ontology annotation, biological process: respiratory electron transport chain. The coding region runs from base 175 to 687 and encodes 170 amino acids.
UCGUCCACGCCGUUCGUCGUCUCUCGAACCUCUGCUCCGUUCUACAUUUCCACUCUCCUCGAUCAACACCCUCGUCUCCUUCGUCUUCUACGCUCGCGAAAGAGCGAUCGAUCGAUCGAUUAAUUGAGGGAGAGAGAGAGAGAAAGAGAGACAGAGAGGGAGAGGGAGAGCGAGAUGUUUCUGCGGCGGAUUCUGAGCGGGGGGUUAGGGGGGAUGAUGAUGGCGAAGGUGAAGCAGACGACGGGGAUCGUAGGGUUAGAGGUGGUGCCCAACGCGCGGGAGGUGCUGAUCUCUCUCUACACGAAGACGCUCAAGGAGAUCCAAGCCGUUCCCGAGGACGAGGGCUAUCGCAAGGCCGUGGAGAGCUUCACGCGCCACCGCCUCCGCAUUUGCCAGGAAGAAGAGGAUUGGGAGCAGAUCGAGAAGCGCGUCGGCUGCGGACAAGUGGAGGAGCUCAUCGAAGAAGCCGAGGAUGAGCUCAAGCUCAUCGCAAAGAUGAUCGAGUGGGAUCCCUGGGGUGUUCCUGAGGAUUACCAAUGUGAGGUCAUUGAAGACGACGCCCCAAUCCCCAAACACGUCCCUCAGCACCGACCCGGCCCCCUUCCUGAGGAGUUCUAUAACACGCUCGAAGCAGCCACUACAAAACCAGCUCUUAAGGAUGAAUCUGCCCCUCAAUUGAAGGAGUAGAGUGUUUGGCUUCAACAAACGUUGUGACGUAUCGUAAAAACUUUUAAAUUAUGCGCCAUGGAUGUCCUUGCUCCCUUCUAGGACAGGAAAUAAUGUUUCAUAAAUACUAUUUUUGUUUAAAGAUCUUCUUGUCUGUUCCUGUAGCUCAUCAUCCAGUGCUGUGACAAAAUAUGUUUUUUUUAUUGCGGAAAAAAGAAGAUCUGCAGCUACUCUAUUGCGUUCUUCUUUUUCUUUUUUUUUUGCCCCUCUUGAUACUGUAUGAAAGAAUCGUGGUUAACGUCUGAGUGUAUCGCAUUGAAAAGGUUCUGCGGAGCAGGGGCUGUUCGAGUAGUUA